AUGGCCCUGCGCUACCCCAUGGCCAUGGGCCUCAACAAGGGCCACAACGGCAGCAAGCCGAGGCACAGCCGGUGCCACGGGCGCCUCACCAAGCACACCAAGUUCGUGCGGGACAUGAUCCGGGAGGUGUGUGGCUUCACGCCCUAUGAGCGCUGCGCCAUGGAGCUGCUCAAGGUGUCCAAGGACAAGCGCGCGUUCAAGUUCAUCAAGAAGAGGGUGGGCACGCACAUCCGCGCCAAGAGGAAGCGGGAGGAGCUGAGCAACGUGCUGGCCCUGGUGCGGAAGGCUGCGGCCAAGAAGGACUGA
Molecule: messenger RNA, 306 nt
Organism: Onychomys torridus (southern grasshopper mouse)
Lineage: Eukaryota; Metazoa; Chordata; Mammalia; Rodentia; Cricetidae
Product: 60S ribosomal protein L36-like
Exons: 1
Coding region: 1-306 (101 amino acids)
Biological process (GO): cytoplasmic translation
Cellular component (GO): ribosome; cytosolic large ribosomal subunit
Molecular function (GO): structural constituent of ribosome
Source: RefSeq, a predicted model, not a curated record